Messenger RNA from Grammomys surdaster, 2012 nucleotides. It is a transcript of the gene Cacnb1, whose product is annotated as calcium voltage-gated channel auxiliary subunit beta 1. Gene Ontology annotation, cellular component: voltage-gated calcium channel complex. Gene Ontology annotation, molecular function: protein binding; high voltage-gated calcium channel activity. Gene Ontology annotation, biological process: neuromuscular junction development; calcium ion transmembrane transport; regulation of voltage-gated calcium channel activity. The record is from RefSeq and is a predicted model, not a curated record. NCBI's taxonomy places the organism in Eukaryota, Metazoa, Chordata, Mammalia, Rodentia, Muridae. The transcript has 14 exons. The coding region runs from base 66 to 1994 and encodes 642 amino acids.
CCUCUCCCAUGCGCUGAGGGCGCCCGGCUGGGCCGGGAGGGCGGCCGGACCGGAGGAUACUCUCCAUGGUCCAGAAGAGCGGCAUGUCCCGGGGCCCUUACCCACCUUCCCAAGAGAUCCCUAUGGAGGUCUUCGACCCCAGCCCACAGGGCAAGUACAGCAAGAGGAAAGGGCGGUUCAAAAGGUCUGACGGAAGUACCUCUUCGGAUACAACAUCCAACAGUUUUGUCCGCCAGGGCUCAGCAGAGUCCUACACGAGCCGACCAUCAGACUCUGAUGUGUCUCUGGAGGAGGACCGGGAGGCCUUAAGGAAGGAGGCAGAGCGACAGGCCUUAGCCCAGCUCGAGAAGGCCAAGACUAAACCAGUGGCUUUUGCUGUGCGGACAAAUGUUGGCUACAAUCCGUCUCCAGGGGAUGAGGUACCUGUACAGGGAGUGGCCAUCACCUUUGAACCCAAGGACUUCCUGCACAUCAAGGAGAAGUACAAUAACGACUGGUGGAUUGGACGGCUGGUGAAGGAAGGCUGUGAGGUUGGCUUCAUCCCCAGCCCUGUCAAACUGGACAGCCUUCGCCUGCUGCAGGAACAGACCCUACGCCAGAACCGCCUCAGCUCCAGCAAGUCAGGUGACAACUCCAGUUCCAGUCUGGGAGAUGUGGUGACUGGCACCCGCCGCCCCACUCCCCCUGCCAGUGGUAACGAAAUGACUAACUUUGCCUUUGAGCUAGAUCCCCUAGAGUUAGAGGAGGAGGAGGCAGAGCUAGGGGAGCACGGAGGCUCUGCCAAGACUAGCGUGAGCAGUGUCACCACGCCACCACCCCACGGCAAGCGCAUCCCCUUCUUUAAGAAGACAGAGCAUGUGCCCCCCUAUGACGUGGUGCCUUCCAUGAGGCCCAUCAUCCUGGUGGGACCGUCGCUCAAGGGCUACGAGGUAACAGACAUGAUGCAGAAAGCGUUGUUUGACUUCCUCAAGCAUCGGUUUGAUGGCAGGAUUUCCAUCACUCGGGUAACGGCUGACAUUUCCCUGGCCAAGCGCUCAGUCCUCAACAACCCCAGCAAACACAUUAUCAUUGAGCGCUCAAACACGCGCUCCAGCCUGGCUGAGGUACAGAGUGAGAUUGAGCGGAUCUUCGAGCUGGCCCGGACCUUGCAGCUGGUCGCCUUGGACGCUGACACCAUCAACCACCCAGCCCAGCUCUCUAAAACGUCGCUGGCCCCCAUCGUUGUUUACAUCAAGAUCACAUCCCCCAAGGUACUGCAGAGGCUCAUCAAAUCCCGAGGGAAGUCUCAAUCCAAACACCUCAAUGUCCAAAUAGCAGCCUCGGAGAAGCUGGCACAGUGUCCCCCCGAAAUGUUUGACAUAAUUCUGGACGAGAACCAAUUGGAAGAUGCCUGCGAGCAUCUGGCCGAGUACUUGGAAGCCUACUGGAAGGCCACACACCCGCCUAGCAGCACGCCACCCAAUCCGCUGCUGAACCGCACCAUGGCUACCGCAGCUCUGGCUGCCAGCCCUGCCCCGGUCUCCAACCUCCAGGGACCCUACCUUGCUUCCGGGGACCAGCCGCUGGACCGGGCCACUGGGGAGCAUGCCAGUGUGCACGAGUACCCCGGGGAACUGGGCCAGCCCCCAGGCCUUUACCCCAGCAACCACCCACCUGGCCGGGCAGGCACCCUGCGGGCGCUAUCCCGCCAAGACACCUUUGAUGCUGACACCCCCGGCAGCCGAAACUCUGCCUACACGGAGCCGGGAGACUCGUGUGUGGACAUGGAGACAGACCCCUCAGAGGGCCCAGGGCCUGGAGACCCUGCAGGGGGAGGCACACCACCAGCCCGACAGGGCUCCUGGGAAGACGAGGAAGACUAUGACGAGGAGAUGACCGACAACAGGAACCGGGGCCGGAAUAAGGCCCGCUACUGUGCGGAGGGUGGUGGGCCGGUUCUGGGGCGCAAUAAGAAUGAGCUGGAGGGCUGGGGACAAGGCGUCUACAUCCGCUGAGAGGCAGGGACAGUUCUG